Brassica rapa (field mustard) is the source of this 1825-nucleotide messenger RNA. Its product is annotated as protein FAR1-RELATED SEQUENCE 12. NCBI's taxonomy places the organism in Eukaryota, Viridiplantae, Streptophyta, Magnoliopsida, Brassicales, Brassicaceae. Gene Ontology annotation, biological process: regulation of DNA-templated transcription. The record is from RefSeq and is a predicted model, not a curated record.
AAAUACUGUAUUCUUCUCUCUCGCUUAGAAGAAUAAUAAAGUUUUAUUACAUUACAUGGUCAAAGUUAUCGAUACGGUAAUAGCGACAUUGGCUUUUUAGUUAAAAAAAAUGUCAAAUUGAAGAAAGGGUAUUUGCUUCUUGGACCAUCAUUAACUUCAAUCUUUUAUUUGAAAUUUUUAGUUUGGUUAAAAGACGUUUCUUAACUUUUCUUAAAUUUUUAAUUAGGAAAAGUUAAGAACCGUCUAUUAAAUAAGAGAUCAUCAACGCAGAAAUGUGGACACAGUUUCAUAGUAAACAAUAUUUUUAUUUUCCAUCCGAUUAUAAAAAAAAAUAAAAAAAAAAGAACCAAUCGCGGGUUGCCACGUGUUAGUAGGACCCGUGAACAGUCAAAAAAACCAGACAAGAUCGAUCCUUAUUUCACAAUUUAUGUAACCGAUUUUCUCCCUUUUGUGGAGCCCACGCCAGUAAAACCCACUAUACACUCCCUUUAAAAAACUUUGAUAAUGGUGGUCUAACAUCCGUCUCUUAGCCGAAAAGUGUAAAAAAAAAACCAAAUCAUGAGUUAAAACCCCGGCUAAAAAACCGGGAUUAAUCAUGCCCUAAUUCCUCUCUCUAUGUAUCUAUCGUCGUCUUCACUGAAAUCCCUUAGAGCAUCUCCAAAAACCCGUUUGGCAAAACUUCAAAUAUAAGGUUUGAGGGUAUUUCUCUCCGAAAGCAAAACCUUUGCGCCAUGCCAGAUCGUCCCCCAAGGUCCAUUGUAGCUGAUCAAGACUUGCCUAUAAAGCAGGCAUUGUCCCAGGUCUUUCUCGGAGCACAUCAUCGUUACUCAGCUUGGCAAAUCAGGGAGAAAGAAGGAGAGAAUCUCAGACCUUUUCCAAGCGAAUUCAAGUACGAGUACGAGAAAUGUAUAUACCAGACGCAGACUAUGGUGGAGUUUGACUCGGUUUGGAACACUCUCAUCAACAAGUACAGUCUUAGAGACAACGUUUGGCUCAGAGAAGUCUACGAGCACCGUGAGAAUUGGGUUCCUGCGUAUCUAAGAGCAAGCUUCUUAGCUGGAAUAAAUACCAAUAAGCGGAGCCAUAGAGCCAUUCUGUGGCAUUUCUCUUGGCGCUCUGACGCCUCUCGAAGAGUUCAUUCCCGGUAUGAACAAGGACUUGAGCAAAGACGUGAAGAGGAAAAAAAAAAGAGGAUUUCUACUCUUACAACUUGCAGCCGUUUCUGCAGACGAAAGAGCCUGUGGAUAGGGGUUGCAGGAGGCUCUACCCGCUGACCGUCUUCAGAAUCUUCAAGAACGAGCUCGUACAGUCUUACAACUACCUUUGUUUAAAGACUUACGAAGAAGGAGCUGUGAGUAGGUUCUUGGUGAGAAAAGAGAGUGAGAAAGAUGUUGUGACGUUCAGUGCGUCGAAUCUCAGCUCGAGUUGUAGCUGGAAAGAUAUAGAGUUUGGGACUUCGUCUCUGGAGAAGUAUAAGCUUGCUUAUGAAAUUAUGCGUGAGGGUGGGAAGAAACUUUGUUGCCAGAGAUGAGAAGCUCGGUUUGAAAAAUGUAAUGUAAUGUAAUAUCAUGUUAUUAAAUCUCUUUGUUCUUGACAUUCACUAGUUGUAUUAACCCAACGAGUUUAAUUAGUGGAUAUGAGAGUCUUUACAUAGUUUCAGAUAGUGCCGUAUACAAUCAAGGUAUAGAAUAAAAAUAAAUGAAUACAAUAGACGAUGAAAACAUUAUAAUAUACACACACAAGAUACAAAUUACACAAUCACAAACUCUCGGUUUAUGUGUAAACAGUUUUUUAAGAAGAUGGAAAAUACAACCAAACCAAUAUA